CAAAUUGGUUCAUCGUUGAGGUGUCUUUGCAAACUUGCUUGUGGCAAUUUUUCCCCAAUAAAUGAAGUUACUGCCCAGUGUGUGCUGAAGUUUGGUUUCAGCAACUUUGGGAGAUGUAGUAAUUGAAACUGUGCUCAUCCUAGUGGAUGAUCUUUAAGGAUCUGGGGAAAGAAUCCUGAUCUGGAAUCUCCCUCAACCAGAGCAGUUAACUUGUGGUUUACAGAUUUUGCAGUCAUUUCUUCACAUGCCGUUGCUUCAUUUAACUAAGCCCCAAGAACGGGAAGCGUGCAUUGGAGUGAACAACCAGAGUUAUUUCUGUGAUACGGGACACUGUUGUGGAGAAUCACAAUGCUGUAACUACUAUUAUGAGCUUUGGUGGUUCUGGCUCGUCUGGACCAUCAUCAUCAUUCUGAGCUGCUGCUGCAUCUGUCACCACCGGCGGGCCAAGUUACGCCUGCAGCAGCAACAGCGACAGCGAGAGAUCAACCUCAUCGCCUACCAGGGAGCUCGGAACUACUCUCUGCUACCCCUCUACCUGAGGUUCCUGCCAAGCUACCUGCUGCCUGCGUACGAAGAAGUCGUGAACCGGCCAGUGACCCCGCCACCUCCCUACAGCGCCUUCCACCAGCAGUCGAUCGCAACGUGCAACGGCCCCUCCAACCCAGAGCCGUCGCGCGCUCCCUCCACCCCGGGGAACUCUGUGCCAACGGUGUGCGAGGCUGUGCCUCGGCAGGGGAGUGUGCUGGGCCUGGACUCCCCCCGCGCCUACUCGGAAUGUAGCUUGAACAAGGCGCUGGCCUGCGAGCAUCCUGAGGGCCCGGCGGAGGGCUGCCGCGAGCAGGAACCCGUGAGGGCCUGCUGCCUCGACCUGGAGGAAGAGCUGGACUGCCCCGAGAAGGAGCAACUGACCGACUAUUACCCAAGCUCCUCCAAGAUCGAGAGCUGGCAUCAGCAGUCGUGCUUGGAGAUCAAGGACCUUGAUAAGACUCCUGGGAGGCACCGGAGGUUCACCGGAGACUCGGGCAUCGAGGUCUGCGUCUGCAACCGGGAUGGCGACCCCGACGACCCGAAGGAGCUGGACGGUCUGAUCGACGGCGUGGGGGAGGCGAUGGAGUUCUGCGACAGCUGCGAGCUCUGCGACCACUGCCCCCGGGGAGAGGGCCCCGCCGAAGGCCACGGCCCGCAGGAUCAGAAGGAGCAACAGCUCGGCCAGGAGGCGGCCGCCGACGAGCCGGUGUGCCUGCUGCUGGACACCAUCAACGAGAACGAACUGCUGCAAGCUCCCCGGCACUGCGACCCUCACACCUAACUGCUGGGGCCCCUUGCCACCGGCUGCUCAAGGACUCCUUGUGCAGUUGUCUCAUUAAAAGCUCUGGCGUUGCAUGGCCUUGGAAAAGCUCGAGGGUAAAAGACAGCAAAUGUCAGAGUGCUGGGGUCGUGGAAGGUGACGAGGCCGGCAGUGUUGAACCACUCUUGCCUAUCAACAAGAGCUUUAAUUCCCACUAUCGGAUUGCAGUCUAGAAGCAAUUAUAACAUCAACUGGAAUUUUAUAUCCAGCAUUUAAAUUUUUAAUCAAGUGUAUUUGCAUGGGAUUGUGACCCUACAUUCAUCUUGAGUUAUUUCAAAAGGCCACUCUUCUUUCCUCGUGUCCUUAUACAAGUGACAGCUCUGGUUGAAGAUUACAAGCGGUUGACAAGGGGGAAGCUUUGGCUCUGAAGAACAGUGUACUUUUGGCUAGGAGGGGUGAUAGUUUUUCUUUGGGAUUACGGAGAGCAGCUUUAAACUGCAUAGAGGAUAUCUCUCUGCAUCAUCUUCCCCUCCCACACUCUGUACCGAUGCACAAACCUCACUUGGUUACCAUGGUUUUGUGUUCCCUGUUUGUCACAUGCUGUAUGAGGAUUCAGGAAGUGUGGGACGGCAGGAUGAACUGAUCACUGGGAGAAAUUGUCGUGCCACAAAGAAGAAUGUCAUAAAUGUACUGGGAUAUGCAAUUUUAAAAAAAAAUUGUGCUGGGUCUUUCACUCUUUUUAAAAAAAAAUGUCUGUAAUGUGGCUCGUGCCUGGCUGAUCUGAGUGCUGUUCCUGAGAUGAUUUAAAUGUUUCCUAUGUGAAACUUCAUCCUUUUCUGAGUGACAGUUGAUUGGUGUGGUUUGUUUCUGUGAUAGACUCGUCACUGCAGAGUGGUUGAGCUCGUCUACCAGUGAAAUGCCUGCAACCCUUCGGCAGCAAGAAAGGGUAACUUCCUAAGAGUGUGUGUGCACUGCACAACAGAACCACAGGCUCUCCUACCCGCAUUGCAUUUGUACACCUUGUCGGUGUACAAGGCUCUGAAUUGCAUACUUGACCUCAGGAUAUCCCAAAGCGCUUCACAGCAAAUGAAGUACUGCAGCCACUAUUAGUGAUGUAGGAAGCGUGGUGUUUAAUGUUGCGCACAGGAAGUGCUCUCAGUUAGUAGUGAAGGGCCUUAUUUGUUCUAGGUGUUGGUUGAGGGGUAAGGGUAAGUGCAGCUCUGCUCCCUGGCCUACGUGACAGGCCCCUCAAUUUAAAAUCCCAGCCCAACAUUGACUCCUUCAGUUGUGCAAUACCACACUUAAAGUCUAAUUUAGGGCAGUAUGGGAUGGAUUUGAGUUUGUAUCUGCAUGUACACCCUCUACCCCCCUCCCCCCCCCACCCCCCCAGUAACCUACAUCAAUUACUUCACAAUGAGCUUUAGUUUAAUACCCAAAGGUUUGGAAUCACCCACUGGUGAUUUCAUCUUCACUGAUGUGGUUGGUCUCACAGUGGUGUGUUUCCGAGAUACUCAGUGGGGAAACCCACUGGACUGUCUGAUCUCAAAGGCUUCAGACCAGGGUCUUCAUGUGUAACCUUACACGAGUGGUGAUUUCUCUAACCUCCAGUCAUUUCUCCUCCCCCACGUCUCUCUUUCUCAUUCUGGCUCCCCCUCUUACCCCAUCUCUUCUCCUCUCCUGCCCAUCACCUCUCUCUCUGGUGUCCUUCCUCCUUCCCUUUCUCCCAUGACCCACUCUCCUCUCCCUAUCAGUUUCCUCCUUUAGCUUCUCACUUCACUCCCCACUUCCCCCACCCACCUGUAUUCCCACCUACCUGGUCUCACCUAUCACCUGCCAAAUUGUACUCCUUCCCUCCACUGUCUGUUUCUGGCUUCUCCCUCCCUCCCUUUCCAGUCCUGGUGAAGGGCCUCGGCCUGAAACGUCGACUGUUCAUUCCCCUCCAUUGAUGCUACCUGGCCUGCUGAGUUCCUCCAGCAUUUUCUGUUUGAAACUCUUCAUUGGAUCAGGUGCUGACCCAGGGGUAGCUUAAGCAUUUGGUUUUGCUAGACCAGGGUAGGGUGGCACCUCGGUGAAACGAGGCAACAAGGCUCUCAUUCCAACCAAACAAGGAUGCCAAAGGAACUUGAGAAGUUCACCACGCAUUAGAAAGAUAAUUUAGCUACUAUUGUGAGACCGUGAGGUAGAGAACUGACAACGCAGCUGCUGUAGAAACCGUUACGUGGUUGUGUAGGAGAGGAGAACGGCACUGUAUUGUAUAGCUGACACUCAGCAUAGCAUGAAGACCCUUUCAGGGAAUGUCUGUGGGACUUCCAGUUUCAUUUAAUGACCAGUUUUCAUGUUUUAUUUUUUUAAAUGAGGGAUGUGACUUGGGGGGAUAUCUCUCUGACACAUGUGGAGUUAAAGCUCGGUCUGUAGUUUCGAUGUGAAAAUCUUUCUUUUAAUGAAGGGGUAAGAUGCAAACUACAGAAAGCAGGAAGAAUGCAUAGCAGUUAGUAAAACAUGUGAAAACUCACUCUUUGCUCCUGCCAAUUGCUAGCUUACACUUGGUUUUAACAUCACAUUGUAAUUUCUCCAAUAGAUAUUUUAACAAUUUAUUAAAAAAUCAAUAGUGUCCAGUGA
Molecule: messenger RNA, 3907 nt
Organism: Hypanus sabinus (Atlantic stingray)
Lineage: Eukaryota; Metazoa; Chordata; Chondrichthyes; Myliobatiformes; Dasyatidae
Gene: wbp1la
Product: WW domain binding protein 1-like a
Exons: 4
Coding region: 245-1309 (354 amino acids)
Source: RefSeq, a predicted model, not a curated record